Molecule: messenger RNA, 486 nt
Organism: Cetraspora pellucida
Lineage: Eukaryota; Fungi; Glomeromycota; Glomeromycetes; Diversisporales; Gigasporaceae
Source: the annotation of a GenBank genome assembly
AUGACAAGUCCUACACCACAAGAUAAACUUCAACGCAUCGGACGUAAAAUUACUUUUUCAUGGGCUUAUUCAACCAACUUCGCAGUUGCGCCCAAAUACUUGAAUAUAAGUGCUGUGCCUGAAAGUUGGGUGAAUAGUCCAACUAAUCAAAAUUAUUCUGUAGCCAAUCUUUUGGAUCCAUCUAUCACUACUUACGUUUGGGAUACGAGCCUAAUUACUAACCCCGAGUUAAUAGAGUCGAAGUAUACCCUUUUUAUUUAUGACGAAAGGGGUUGGCAUCCACAAAACACCGGUGGUGCCGGAAGGUUGCAGGCCUUUUCAACAUUCUCGUUUAGCAUGUAUAAACCUGCACAAUAUUCUAAUUUAUCAGAUUUUCACUGUGCGGAAUGCUCUGCUGCUUCAACAUCAUUACCACCAUUCAUCCUAGUGACUAUGACACCCAUUAUCAUUCUUAUAGCAUCACACUUUUAUUUCUCAAUAGACUAA